UAAAUACACAUCUUCACACCCAUCUCACUUUAGUCCAUAUCCUUACACAUCUAAUCACAUAACAACAAACAAAUCUUCAAACCCAAAAAAAAAAAACUAUGAACAUCAUCAAACCAACAAAAGCAAGUCUCUUCCUUACUCUCCUCAUCAUCACAACCCUCACUUCCCUAACCCGGGCCACCCGGCCCGACCCGACUUCCAAGGGGGCCAAGCCCAAGGGGCACAACAACGGCGGCGACUUCUUUGGGCCGGGUGGCGGGUUUGGCAUACCCGGGUUCAACGACCCGGGUAUGUUCGGAGGCGGGUAUGGAUACGGAUACGGGUCCCCGAGCGGGGGCCACGGAAAGAGUGGGACCGUAAGGCCUAGUGUGGUGUGCAAGGAAAAGGGUCCAUGUUACAUGAAGAAACUAACGUGCCCUGCUAAGUGUUUUUACUCCUUUAGUAGGUCUGGCAAGGGUUAUGGUGGUGGUGGUGGAGGUGGUGGUUGCACCAUGGAUUGCAAGAAAAAAUGUAGUGCUUAUUGUUAAGCUUUUAUUUUAUUUUAUGAGUGGGAAAAUUAAUUAAGUGGUUGAUUAUAUCUUUGAUGAUACAACAACUACUACUAUAAAUAUAUAUAUAAUAUAUAUGUGGACAAUAUAGUAUGUGGUAUGUGAUCUUAUUUAAGGCUUUUGUUAUAUGGUGUUACUAAUUAGUUCCUAUUAUGUUACUUUUAUAUGAGUAAAUAGUAGGACUUUUAUGAUUUAUAUGUAGCUAUAUAUACUUAUGAUGUUAUUUAUGGUUUUGUUAUUAGUAUUAGUGAUUUGUGAGGGUUUUUUUUUCUCUUGCCUUUUGUGUUUGCUUUGCUUUGAUGUUGUGGGAUGUAAUAUAUAUGGUACUGGACUACUGGUGGAAUAAAGAGAGGCUAUAUCCUCUUGCAUU
Messenger RNA from Chenopodium quinoa (quinoa), 918 nucleotides. Its product is annotated as cold shock domain-containing protein 4-like. Lineage: Eukaryota; Viridiplantae; Streptophyta; Magnoliopsida; Caryophyllales; Amaranthaceae. The transcript has a single exon. Bases 99 to 527 code for a protein of 142 amino acids. The record is from RefSeq and is a predicted model, not a curated record.